AUGCUUAGUAUGAAGAUAAUCGUGGUGGUUUGCCUGAUAAUAUACAAGGCGAGGCUGGUGCAAGGCAGGAACGAGGUUAGCGUGCUGCGCGUCAUCAGCAGCAGCAUCGGAGACACGCUGCUGGAGUGCCAGACGGAGAUGGACAUCAAGGAGGAAGUGAUUCAAAGCUUUUUGAACUUCUGGGACCUAAAGAACCCCGCAGACAAUAAGGAGUGGGGUUGUGCUCUUGAGUGUGUCUUUAAAAAGAAUGAGUUCCUGACUCCAGAUGGCAAAACAGUGAUAUCGGACAACGUGCGAGAAUUCUUUAAGGCAGCGGGCGCCGAUGGAUUAAUGUCGCUGAGGAUGUUGGACCUGUUUGAAAUGUGCAAGGAUGAUGCGAAAAAGACCAUAAAUAAAUGUGAUAACGCUCUGGAGGUGACCAAGUGUUUCCGCUUCGGGAUAGUCCAGUUAGAUUGGGCCCCGGAGCACAAUUUCUGGAACCGUACUCGGGUGCACCCUGACCAGAUCCCGGACCAAGUGACAGACAUGGUUGAGGCUCCUCAGCCGAAGAGACGUUCAUCAUCGAAUGUGUGGCGGCGACGAUUGAACCGACCGAAUUUCAGACGACUUGCCUCUUACUUAAGAAGAGUUUAUUGUAGAUAG
This is a messenger RNA of Spodoptera littoralis (African cotton leafworm), 642 nucleotides long. The record is from the annotation of a GenBank genome assembly. NCBI's taxonomy places the organism in Eukaryota, Metazoa, Arthropoda, Insecta, Lepidoptera, Noctuidae.